This is a messenger RNA of Lathyrus sativus (Indian pea), 594 nucleotides long. The record is from the annotation of a GenBank genome assembly. Lineage: Eukaryota; Viridiplantae; Streptophyta; Magnoliopsida; Fabales; Fabaceae.
AUGGAUUUGUCGGCGGUGACGGCGGCACUGGGAAUAAAAUCGUACGACAAAGUUGCCGAUAUCUGUGACAAUCUCAUGCUUCAGGUUGCAGCGGACGGUGUUGCUUUUCACAAUGACUGGCCCUACGCCGUUCAUCUUCUCUCUCACUUUUAUGUUCAUGACAUCAACAGUGCUCGUUUUCUAUGGAAAACUAUACCUUCCUCGAUCAAAGAAAGCAAACCUGAAGUCACUGCUGUGUGGAAAAUCGGUCAACAGCUUUGGUUACGGAACUAUGGUGGAGUACAUGAGGCAAUCCGUGGUUAUGAGUGGAGUCAAGAACUCCAAGGCUUCAUUUCUGCUUUCUCUGAACUUUACACAAAGGAGGUUUUUCAGCUGCUUGUAUCUGCUUAUUCUACAAUAAGUAUUGAAGAUGCUGCUUUAUUUCUGGGAAUGAGUAAGGAUGAUGCUACAAGUUAUGUACUACAGCAAGGUUGGACUGUGGACUCUUCCUCUGGGAUGCUAACUGUGAAGAAGCAACCUGUUGUGACAGAGCAGAAGCUAGAUCCUCGUAAACUGCAACAGCUGACAGAAUAUGUCUUUCAUCUUGAGCAUUGA